GAGGCCGAGCUGCCGCCGGGUCUCCGGCCUUGAGGGCUUGGGCUCGCAGCGGCGGCGGUGGCCGCAAGAAGAGGCGGCGGGGGCGGGGGGAGAGGAGGGCCUGGGCCCGCGCUCCCCCAGCCCCAGAGGAGCAGGCGGCGGCUGCGGACGGAGAGAUUCGCCCGGGCGGUCGGACACCCCUGCCGUACCCGCUUGGGAUCAUGACCCAGGCGGGGGUCGCCGCCGCCGCUGCCGCCGCGGCCGAGACCGCGCAGCCCGCGGUAAGAAGAAAACAUAACUUAUAGACCAUCUUCUGGCAGAAGAUGAUAGAUUUGGAUCAGAAACGGGAGGCGUUGGAAGCCAGGCAUCAAAAGUGAAGAAAUUUUGCAAGCCCUUGGGUUCCUAUCACUGUAAUCAUGCCAGAAAUGACAGAGAAUGAGACUCCUACCAAAAAACAGCACAGAAAGAAAAACCGGGAGACACAUAAUGCAGGGAGAAUAACAGACUUUGGCAGUGGUACCAUAAGGUUUGAUAAAUGGAUUUCCCCCCUAUCUAGUGGAGAGGCAUAGGAAGAAGAAAAUCAACGCCGGAAUAAACAGAAUAGGAGAGCUGAUCCCGUGCUCCCCUGCCCUGAAGCAGAGCAAGAAUAUGAUCCUGGACCAAGCCUUUAAAUAUAUAACAGAAUUGAAAAGGCAAAAUGAUGAACUCCUGCUUAAUGGAGGAAACAAUGAACAAGCUGAAGAAAUUAAAAAGCUACGUAAACAACUGGAAGAAAUUCAAAAAGAAAAUGGCCGAUAUAUUGAGUUACUGAAAGCAAAUGACAUAUGCCUAUAUGAUGACCCCACAAUCCACUGGAAAGGAAAUCUUAAAAACUCAAAGGUCUCUGUUGUUAUUCCCAGUGAUCAGGUUCAAAAAAAUAUCAUUGUUUAUUCCAAUGGGAGUCAGCCUGGUGGACAUAGCCAGGGAACAGCUGUUCAGGGGAUAACCUUUAAUGUUGGUCAUAAUUUACAAAAGCAAACUGCCAAUGUGGUACCAGUACAGAGGGCUUGCAAUCUGGUGACUCCUGUGUCUAUUUCUGGAGUUUACCCUCCUGAAAACAAGCCAUGGCAUCCGACCACAGUUUCUGCACUGGCUGCCAACCAGCCUGUUCCUCUUUGUCUUCCUGCUACCAUUUCUGCUCACAACAUUCUCGAGCUUUCCACCUCCGAAAGCGAAUCGAGUGUGCUUGGUGCCACCAGUGGCUCACUGAUCGCUGUUCCCAUUGGGCCUGAACCUCACCACCAUCGGUCCUUGCACACAUGUGUAAAUGAUCAAAAUUCUCCUGAAAAUAAGAAUGGGCAAGAGAGCCCCAGAUCAGUGAAGAAAACAGUCCCUGGUGCCACAAGCAUCCCCACCACCUCCUCGGCGACUGCCGCAAACGUGCACCAUGGAAGCAAGUCCUGCCCGAGCAUACAGGAUUUCAGAAAUGAUUUUCAAACCACCUUCGUCGUUUCAGUUACCACCACGGUCUGCUCCCAGCCUCCCAGGUCUGUAGGUGAUUCUUGUCCAGCGAGCAUUAGCAAGGGUGCAGACUUGGCAGGUGUUACCGCGGUGGUGGCCCCCUCUGCCCCCGGAGGAGGGAAGACCACCACUCCUGUAAGCACUCUCUCUGCAACCCCUUUGGACAGUAGUUGGACUCUUUCUUGUUCUUUGCCUUCUUCAAGUGUUAGCGCUUCAGAUUUAAAAAACAUGAAUAGCCUUACCCGAAUUUCCUCUGCUGGAAACACACAGACCACGUGGACUACUUUGCAACUGGCGGGAAAUACUAUUCAGCCCUUAACCCAGACACCUUCUUCUGCUGUGACUCCGGUAGUAAAUGAGUCUGGUCCCAGCCCUACCACAACCAACCAUGGUAGACACGUCGCUACAGGCGUCAACUUGAGUAAUUCCUUUCCAGCAGAUGGGCAGGCGGUUGAGCAAGUAGUUGUAACCUUGCCUUCGUGCCCGUCUUUACCUAUGCAGCCACUGAUUGCCCAACCACAGGUUAAAUCUCAGCCUCCAAAAAAUAUCCUUCCUUUGAAUUCAGCAAUGCAGGUUAUUCAGAUGGCUCAGCCCGUUGGGUCGGCUGUGAAUGCAGCGCCAGCUAAUCAAAAUGUUAUCAUUCUUCAGCCCCCCAGCACUACCCCUUGCCCAGCGGUGAUGAGAGCAGAGGUUCCCAACCAAACAGUAGGUCAGCAGAUAGUGAUCAUACAGGCAGCUAAUCAGAACCCCUUGCCACUCCUCUCGGCUCCACCUCCUGGUUCUGUUCGACUCCCUGUCAAUGGAGCCAAUGCUCUAAUAGGGUCUAAUAAUUCAGUGCAAAAUGUUUCGACCCCACAGACUUUUGGAGGAAAGCAUCUUGUCCAUAUAUUACCAAGACCUUCAUCUUUAUCAACAUCUAGUUCAACACAAACUUUUUCUGUUACCGUGUCAAACCAACAACAGCCUCAAACCAUUUCUUUAAAUGGACAGCUCUUUGCUUUGCAGCCUGUGAUGUCCUCAUCAGGAACUACAAAUCAAACCCCUAUGCAAAUUAUCCAACCCACCACCAGCGAAGAUCCAAAUACCAAUGUUGCCCUGAAUACGUUUGGAGCUUUGGCCAGCCUCAAUCAAAGCAUAUCACAGAUGGCUGGGCAAAGCUGUGUACAGUUGUCUAUUAGCCAGCCUGCCAAUCCUCCAACUGCUGCAAAUAGUCAGACCGCCCCAGUUAACUGUGUUUCGUUAACAACAACUGUAGCAUCUCCCAUGACAACGGAUAAUUCAGCCACACUACCCAGUACUUACAAUCUAGUAACUACUCCCUCAGUGAACACCGUAGCUUGUUUACCUAACGUGAAGUCAAAAAGGUUGAAUAAGAAGCCAGGUGCCAAGAAACACUUAGCAGCUAACAAGUCAGCGUGCCCCCUGAAUCCAGUCAGAGACGUGGGCAAGUUAGACUGCCCCAGCACUGAAGCCCCCGCAGAGCCAUCGUGUAAUGAUGGACUGCUGGAAAGCCGCCCUGUUGUGUUACCAUCUGUCGCCGUGUGCCAGGCAAAUAGCAUAAGUGUUUCUGGUUCACAUUCUGUGGAUGUUCUGAAUUCUGAAUCAGUGAUACCUGAAUCUGUACCCAGAUCUGCGUCAGCAGAAGAGACUAGCUCACCCUCCCAGGCAUCUGUAGCAAGUGAACAUUUUGUCAUGGCCCCAGCAAAAUCCAAAGAUUCUGCCCCCAUUUUGCAACGAGAGACAUCUCAGGAUAAGCCACCAACUAGUUUGGCAUUGUCAGAUGCUGCCAAAUCCUGCACUUCGGCCAACGUGUUGAUUCCAUCUCCAAGUGAUCCCCACACUUUGGUUUCUCAGGUUUCUGGUCUGUCAUCUACCGCUAGCACUGCAAAUACCGACUGUGUUUCCGAGGUAGAGAUCAUUGCUGAACCUUGCCGGGUGGAGCAGGAGUCAUCUGCUGCGAUGCAAACGACAGGUCUCUUAAAGGGGCAAGGUUUGACUGCACUGCUCUCUGGUCUCGCUAAAGAGAAAGACCCUCAGAAACUGUCUCUUUCAGUCCAGGUGGACCAUCCUGAUUUUUCUUCGGAAAAUUCUAAAAUAGUUGAUUCAGGUGUUGAUUUACAUCCCAAACGGGAGCUCUUAUUGAUGAACAGUGACGAUAGAGACCCGGGGCCGCAUCACUCCUGCGUCCCCGAUCCGGAGGUUAUCAGUGGUUCCUUGCUCGUCAGCAGGCAGGCCGACUCUCCCAUGUCAACCAGCUCCGGUAGCAGUCGUAGUUUCUCGGUGGCAUCCAUGCUUCCUGAAACGGCUAGAGAGGAUGUCACCAGCAGUACGACGACGAAUACGUGUGACAGCUGUACCUUUGUGGAGCAAACAGACAUUGUUGCUCUUGCGGCAAGAGCUAUUUUUGACCAGGACAGCCUGGAAAAGGGAAGAGCUGGCAGCCAGGCUGACAUGAGGGAAGUUACUUCGAAGCCUUCCGAAGGGCCACCUUUAGAGGGGGACCAGCCUUUCAAAGCACAGCUGUCUAAAGAGGGUGGUGCAGGACAGGCAGAAGCAACACCAAGUGAAUUUAAUUCUCAGGAUUCGAUUGAAGCCACAGUGGAUCGGCCCCUUGGGAAACCAAGUUGCUCUGUAGGAAUUAAAACAUCAAAUGCCUCUUUACAGGUUUCCACCUCUCAGCCACCGAGCAUCACCAGUUUGAGUGUGAAUAAUCUUAUCCACCAGAGCGGCAUCAGCCAUCCUCUGGUCAGCUGUGCCGGAAUGUCCCAAGCUUCAGAGCAAACGACUGUUCCUGCCACGGUUAACCUGACGGUGGCAUCUAGCUCCUAUACCAGUCAGCCUCCUGGGGCGCCUCUGAUGACUGAAUAUCCCCAGGAACAGCUGAAUACCAUUACUGGCACCAUCCCAAAUCCACAGAUCCAAGAGCCACUCUUAAAGCCAAGUCAGGAAAGCCGCAAAGACUCUGCUAAGCGUGCUGUCCAAGAUGAUCUUCUGUUGUCUUCAGCUAAACGUCAAAAGCACUGUCCGCCAGCCCCGCUGAGGCUUGAGGCUAUGUCCCUGAUGAGCCGAACUCCAGAUGGCAUUUCUGAUCAGGCUCAGAUGAUGGUCAGUCAGCUCCCUCCCGACUCUGCGAGCUCUGCAGUGCCUCUCAGCAACCCAGCACAUGGAGACGGCCUUACGCGAUUAUUCCCAGCUAGUAACAAUUUUGUGGCCUCUGCACUGAGGCCGACGGAAGUCCAGUGCACUUCUCAGAACUCGGUGGCUGAGCAGCAGCCAACACAGGCCAGUCAACAUCUCCAGGCCCUGCAACAGCAUGUCCCAGCCCAGGGGGUAGCCCACCUGCAUAGUAACCACCUCUACUUAAAGCAGCAACACCAAGCAGGGCAGUUACGAGAGAGGCAUCAUUUAUAUCAGUUGCAGCAUCACGUACCUCACGCUGAGAGCUCUGUCCUCUCUCAGCCCCAUAACGUCCAUCAGCAGAGGACUCUACAGCAGGAAGUUCAGAUGCAGAAAAAGAGGAGUCUUGUGCAGGGCACUCAGGCCUCUCAGCUUUCCUUGCAACCGAAGCACCACGGAACUGAGCAGCCCCGCCCCAAGAGUGGUCAGCCACAUCCCCACCAUCAGCAGAUGCAGCAGCAGAUGCAGCAACACUUUGGAAGUUCCCAGCCGGAGAAGAGCUGUGAAAACCCUUCAACUAGCCGGAACCACCAUAACCAUCCCCAGAACCAUCUCAGUCAAGAUAUGAUGCACCAGCAGCCGGAUGUUGGAAGCAGGCAGCAAGGUUCAGGGGUUUCUUCAGAACACGUAUCUGGGCACAAUCCGAUGCAGAGGCUUUUGACAUCGAGAGGCAUAGAGCAGCAAAUGGUGUCCCAGCCAACUAUUGUGACUAGACCUUCAGACAUGACGUGUACUCCACACAGGCCGGAGAGAAAUAGAGUUUCAAGUUACUCUGCUGAGGCCCUCAUUGGAAAGACAUCUUCUAAUUCAGAGCAGAGAAUGGGCAUAUCGAUUCAGGGUUCCAGAGUUUCGGAUCAGCUCGAAAUGAGAAGCUAUCUUGAUGUUCCCAGGAAUAAGAGUUUAGCCAUUCACAAUAUGCAGGGUCGCGUGGACCACCCUGUUGCCUCGGAUAUCCGCCUUUCUGACUGUCAGACAUUUAAACCAAGUGGAGCCAGUCAGCAGCCCCCGAGUAAUUUUGAAGUACAAUCGUCAAGAAAUAACGAAAUAGGAAACCCUGUAUCAUCACUGAGGAGCAUGCAGUCGCAGGCUUUUCGAGUUAGUCAAAACCCCGGUGCACCACCAGUCGACCGCCAAAAGAGGUUACCUUAUCCACCAGUUCAGAGUAUCCCAACAGGAAAUGCCAUCCCACCGAGGGACAGUGAAAAUACAUGCCACCAGAGUUUCAUGCAGAGCUUACUUGCCCCUCACCUUGGUGAUCAGGUCCUUGGAAGCCAGAGAUCACUCUCAGAACAUCAGAGGAACACACAGUGUGGUCCGUCCUCUGCAAUUGAAUAUAAUUGUCCCCCAACUCAUGAAAGUGUCCAUAUUAGAAGAGAGAGUGAGAGUCAGAACAGGGAAAGCUGUGACAUGUCCCUGGGUGCAAUUAACACCAGGAACAGCACCUUGACUAUUCCUUUCUCAAGUUCUUCUUCUUCAGGAGAUAUUCAAGGUCGAAACACAAGUCCCAAUGUUUCUGUACAGAAGUCCAAUCCCAUGAGGAUAACUGACAGUCAUGGGACCAAGGGCCACAUGAACCCUCCAGCCACAACCAACAUGCAUGGCGUUGCAAGGCCAGCUCUGCCCCAUCCGUCCGUGUCUCACGGAAAUGCUGAGCAAGGGCCUCCUGUACGUCCCACUAAUUCUUCAGUUCCCCAGCGAUCGAGGCAUCCCUUGCAAGACAGCAGUGGUUCCAAAAUUCGUCAGCCUGAAAGGAAUCGUUCUGGAAACCAAAGACACAGUAAUGUCUUUGACCCGAGUCUUCCCCAUCUUCCUCUGUCUACUAGUGGUAGUAUGAUUCUUGGACGCCAGCAGCCCCCUACAGACAAGAGAGGAAGUAUUGUUCGUUUCAUGCCCGAUAGCCCACAGGUACCUAAUGAUAAUUCAGCGCCUGACCAGCAUACACUAUCACAAAAUUUUGGUUUUCCUUUUAUUCCCGAGGGUGGCAUGAAUCCACCGAUAAAUGCUAAUACUUCUUUCAUUCCACAGGUUACUCAGUCUAGUGCCACUCGAACGCCAGCCCUCAUCCCUGUAGACCCCCAAAAUACUCUACCCUCCUUCUAUCCCCCGUACUCUCCUGCUCAUCCUACACUGUCCAAUGAUAUUUCCAUCCCCUAUUUUUCCAAUCAGAUGUUCUCAAAUCCUAGCACUGAGAAAGUAAACAGCGGAAGCCUAAAUAACCGAUUUGGAUCAAUUCUGUCUCCUCCCAGACCUGUCGGUUUUGCUCAACCAAGUUUUCCUCUGCUCCCUGAUAUGCCGCCAAUGCACAUGACCAACUCUCACUUGUCCAACUUUAACAUGACAUCUUUGUUUCCAGAAAUAGCUACAGCUCUUCCUGAUGGCUCGGCAAUGUCACCUUUGCUUACGAUAGCAAACUCCUCUGCUUCUGACUCUUCCAAGCAGUCCUCAAACAGACCUGCCCACAACAUAAGCCAUAUUUUAGGUCAUGACUGCAGUUCAGCUGUUUAAAUACUGAUAGACUAAAUGUACAUGUAUCAGCUGAGACUACAAAUGUGUUUGUGUGUGCAUGCACACGUAAUGCACAUGGAGCAGGAGAUCGUGUGUGUGUGUGUGUGUGUGUGUGUGUGUUUGUAUAAUCAAUUUCCAGUUACCUUCUGAAUGUAGGGAAGUCACGCCAGAGAUGAUGCGAAUCAUGGGUUGUCAAAAACAAAUUAUCUUUCAUUUUUAACUGCACAGUGUGCUUUUUAAAUUUUCUGAGGAGCUAGAUUUUCAAGUUUGAUUUGUAAUCUUAUAUUCCCUAAAUGCUAAUCAGCUGGAAGUUGGGGGAGAUCCUUUUGGCAUGUGCUGGGUAGUAGUAGGAAAGAACCUAGAUUUUAAACUUGAUUGUUGAUCAUUUAUAAAGUAGAUACUUGAGAUAGUUGAAUUGCUCUCCCAAAAAUCCAGAUACUUCGAUACAAUGUAGUGGCUCAGCACCAAAUGCUUGGCCAAUGUCAGCAUCUAGAACAGUUUCUUACCCAUGGCAGGUGUUGAAUUAAUAUGGAAUGAAUGUCCAUGGUUAAAGUCAAGCCGUUAGCAAAUAAAUGAGUUGUUUAAUCAGCCUUCAUUCCCAAGGUUUGGUUUAGGUAGAGGCUUCUUUCUUAAUUAUAACAAUUCUUCAAUUAUCUGAACUUAAUGUCUUGUUCUUCACAUUAGAGAGCCAUUUUAUCUUUUAAUUGUGCCAAGAUCCUAGAUGUAAAGGUCUUCCUUACUUAGCCUUAAAAAUAGCAAUCUAAAAAGCAAAGUACAUAGACGUUCUCCAUUUUGUGCUUGCAUUUUGCAUCAGGUCAUAAGGAUAAAAGCAGUUGUAUUGCAGAGUUUGGCUUGUGUUCAGUUAAAGAUUGUUGUUUCAUCAAUUGAAUUUUGUUUUAGUGUUCUCUCUUCAUUCUGUUCAUUUGAUCCUGAAAUAAUUUCUGUUAUAUUUGUUUAAUCAUUAGGGACUGCUCAGUAAAUAGUGUGUUUGGAAUCUACACAAUUAUUUGAGCCUUACUUUUUAAAUAUUUCUGAGCAGAGUCUUUAAGCUCUGUCAGUAUUUUCACUUACUGAUAUUUAUAUUUAAAAUAUGGCAUUAUAUGUUACAUUAUUACCCUUCAUAGUAGAAUUA
Molecule: messenger RNA, 8293 nt
Organism: Callorhinus ursinus (northern fur seal)
Lineage: Eukaryota; Metazoa; Chordata; Mammalia; Carnivora; Otariidae
Source: RefSeq, a predicted model, not a curated record